Cyclocybe aegerita is the source of this 819-nucleotide messenger RNA. The record is from the annotation of a GenBank genome assembly. NCBI's taxonomy places the organism in Eukaryota, Fungi, Basidiomycota, Agaricomycetes, Agaricales, Hemipholiotaceae.
AUGGAGCAACAAGCGAAAGCGCCCCCGGAUAUCAAGAAGAUCGCCCAGUUUUUGCGGGGUGGAGGGGCAGGGAUGAAGGUUCGCGUCGGGGCACUUAACGGGAAACGUCUGGACUACUUCAAGGGCAAGUCGGCCGUUAAGGCUCUGCUGUCGCCUGCCUUCGCCAAAGUCAAAGGCGCACCAAAAGUAACGUCAGAGACCGAGGCGCAAACGAUCCUGCAGGCGGUCAACGCCUUCGCUUUCUUCCUCCGUGUACAACGUGGCGGCCCGACCGGGUCAUCGUCGUCAUCACCCAAAGCCCUCCAAAUCAUUCCUGAGCAAAUGUUUGCCCCAGACGAGUAUUACGCCUGGUUCUAUGAAGGUUCACAAUGGACGACAUAUGCUGGUGGAAUCCUGAUGGUGGCCAUUAUGCUCGCUGGCGUGAUGUUCCCGCUGUGGCCGCCCAUUAUGCGUCUCGGCGUAUGGUAUCUAAGUAUUGGGAUGCUUGGUCUUAUUGGUCUAUUCUUCGCCAUCGCUAUCGUUCGACUCAUAUUCUACAUCAUCACACUCAUUGUCGCAAGUCCCGGAAUCUGGAUAUUCCCUCAACUGUUCGCCGACGUUGGCUUUGUCGAGUCAUUUAUUCCUUUGUGGGAAUGGGACCUCCCCAAGAAGAAAUCGAAAAAGAAGAAGGGCGACAAAAAAGAGAAGGAGAAGGGCAAGUCCUCAGCUCAAAAGCACAAGGAAAACGGCGGCGCCUUUAUCGAAGAGGUGGACGACUCAGAGCAAUCGCGGCCACACAGCCGUGCAGCGCGUGUGGAGGAUGCAGAAGACGACGACUAG